This is a messenger RNA of Paramecium octaurelia, 1018 nucleotides long. Lineage: Eukaryota; Ciliophora; Oligohymenophorea; Peniculida; Parameciidae. The record is from the annotation of a GenBank genome assembly.
AUGAAUAACUGCAUCUAAUGGAUUAAAAAUUUGUUAAGUAAGUGCCUAGCUUAUCUUCAAUAUUCAAAAGUCAAAAAUUCUGAUGAGAAUUAUCAAAUGCAAUAGUUUAGUUAGGUUGAGUUGAAUCCAGACAAAGAGAUUAAAAAUAAUUUGAAGGUUGAACUAAGGAAUGAGAGUAAGAUAAAUAUCAUUAUGUAAUUUAGAUUAUGAAACUGAAAUAGUUACAUAAGAUUUAGAAAUGUAGGUUCCUUCAUAAAAUAAGAAGUUGUUGGAAAAAUCUGAAAAUGUUGGAGUCUAAAAUAAUGCAAUUGAUCUAAGUCAAGCAAGAGAAUUCAUUCAGAACAUUCCUAACUUGAAUCUAAAUAAUGUUGAAAUACUCACAGAAAUAGGAUUAUAAGCUGCAGAUAUAUUUCCAACUUAACUUGAAGAUUAUGAAAACUAUGAACUGCUUGAAAAUAACCAAGAUGAAUUUUCUUUUUGGGUUAGAUAUUAUGAAACACCUGAAAAGUUUUAUAUUCCUCAAAUGAGAUAUAAGUUCACACUUAACACUACUAUUAAAAAUUAUAUUGCAUUUAUGAGAGAUCUAUAAUUAUAAAAAUAACUAGAUUCAUCUAUAGACUAAUUUGAAUCUCAUUUCUCUAAUGAAGCUAUCUCAAUCAAUUAUUUGCGAUAUAAGAAGAUACUCUUCAUGGAUCCACGAGAUUUUCUCUAUAUCAAAUACACAAAAUUUAUUAAUGAAGAUACUAUAAUUGAAGUCAGUAAGUCAUUUGAAAACCAAGACUUUGAGCCUUAGUAAUUAUAAAUAUUUAAACUUAGGGUUCAAACUACUAAAUCAGCAACUAGGGCUAUUUUGUUAUUGAGUGGUAAUUUAAUUAAAUAAGUGGAACCAAACAAGAUCGAAAUAUUAACGUUUUCUGAAUGUAAUAUGAAAUUGAAAUUAAAACCAGCCAUGACUAAAACAGCUAGUAAAAAUGAAAUUAAGAAAUUGAUUAAAAGAUACCGUGAUCAUUUCAAUUGA